AUGGCUUCGAAAGGAGAGACCGAGAGUUUGAGCGAGGAGGUAAUUUGUCCCAUCUGCGUGGAUUGCUUCACCGAUCCGGUUAUACUAGAGUGCGGACACAACUUCUGUCGCUCUUGUAUCACACGGUGUUGGGAAAGGGAGGAGAGAAACUCCUGCCCGGAAUGUAGAGAGGUGUUUGCUGACCGCACCCUCAGGGUGAAUCGGGCCUUAGCAAAUCUGGCUGAAAAAGCUCGAAAUCUAAACCUGAAUCCGAAAGGGAAGGAAAGUAAACUUCACUGCGAGGAACAUGAGGAAGAACUGAAGCUGUUUUGUGAAACGGACAGGACACUGAUCUGUGUGAUCUGUGCAGCUGCGCUGGAACACAGAGAGCAUCGAUUCGUGCUGAUUGAAGAAGCUGUUAAAAUCUACACGGAUCAGCUAAAAUCUUCCUUAGACUCUCUCACAAAAAAGAAAUCAGACUUCCAGGAAAAGGAGCAGCAACAGAAAGAGAAGAUUUCCGGAGUUCGGGAACAGUCACACAGCCUUCAGUUCCACAUCACAUCCCAGUUUGCUGAACUGCGCCAGAUUAUCACUGAGAAAGAGCAGAGCUUCCUCAGGGAUCUCAGGGAAGAAGAGAAGAGGAUUCUCAACCUAAUGGAGAAAAAUCUUAUAGUUCUUCAAGAGAAUAUAAGGAUUAUUCAGGAGGAAAUCACUAAGUUAAAGGAAAAGAUGGAUCAAAAAGACAAUGUGAUAUUUCUCAAGGAGGAAGCUGGUCGGAACAGGAGGAUUAGUGACCAUGUUCAGGAAUUGGCAGUGACAGAUGAGACCCUACCGUUUGAAAAAUUUGAUCACCCCUAUUUGUUGAACACAGUGCUGAGAGAAAUGCUUGAUGCUAUUAAUCGAGUCUCUGUCACCCUGGAUGUGGACACGGCGAGUCCGUGUCUCGAGGUGUCUGAGGAUCGGAAGAGUGUGAGAUGGACCGAGUCCCGGAGGAAUCUCCCUGACACCGGGAAGAGAUUCACAUUCUGGAAAUGUGUGCUGGGAUCGGAGGGAUUCACAUCGGGGAGACAUUACUGGGAGGUGGAGGUGACGGAGAAUCGGUUCUGGUGGCUGGGAGUCGCCGCAGAGUCUGUUGAGAGGAUGAGAUGGUGCAGACUGAGACCGGAGACCGGAUUCUGGGUCAUCGGGCGGUUUGGUGACGUGUUACAUCGGGAUUGUGACGUAAUCCGUGAUCUCACCUCCCCCGAGACCCGUCUCGCUGCCGGUUCCAUCCCCGGGAGGGUGGGAGUUUAUCUCAGUUACGAGUCCGGGACAGUUUCAUUUUACAACGCGGAGACCAAGUCCCAUCUCCACACCUUCACUGGGAAUAAAUUCACGGGGAAACUUUAUCCUUCCUUCCGGACUGUGGAUGAAAACCAGUGGCUGAGAAUCUGCUCCGGUUCCACUCCGGGUCUGUAAACGGGUCCAGUCCCGGGACCGGGGUCAGGAGUAAAGUCCCUGUAAAUAUAAAUGUGCGGAGAGUGCAGCUAAAUACGUGGCUAAGGAGAUGGUGGAGGAGGGAGGGCUUCAUGUUUCUGGACAAUUGGGCUUUGCUCCCGGGAAGGUGGGGCCUGUUCGGACGGGACGGUUUGCCCUUGAACUGGAGGGGGACUAACAUUAUUGCAGAUAGAUUUGCUAGUGCUGCUCCGGGGGAUUUAAUUUAGAUUUGCAGAGGGAGGGGUACCAGAGUUUUAGAGCAGAUAGUGAGGUGGAGGAGGAUAAGGAACAUGAGAGGACUGCAUAUAUAGAUGGAAAUGAAAAAAAAAGUUUUAUGCAUGAUAUAAAUAUUCUCAUGUACAUCUAUUUCAUUGCACGGAGUAUUGUCGGUAAAACAGAUGAGUUUAGGGCUUGGGUUGACACGUGGGAUAACGUCAUUACUGCUAUCAGUGAAACGGUGGCAGGAGGGGCAGAAUUGGCAACUUAUUGUUCCGGUGAAAUUGCAGAAGGGCCGAUUUUGUGGAAAUGAAAAGGGAUCUAGGAAGAGUGGGUUGGGAUUUUUUUUUUCUGGCAAGGAUGUGUUCAGUAAAUUCAAAGGCGAAAUUUUGAGAGUGCAGAGUUUGCAAGUUCCUGUCAGGAUUAAAGGUAAAGUUAACAGGCUUAGGGAACCUUGGUUUUCAAGGGAUAUUAGCGAUCUAUUUAAGAAAAAGGGAGAAGUGUAUAGCAGGUAUAGGCAACAAAGAACAAUGAGGUACUUGAAGAGUAUAGAAAAUGUAAGAAAAUACUAAAGAAGGAAAUCAGGAAGGCAAAAAGACAUGAGGUUGCUUUGGCAGAUAAUGUGAAGGGAAACACACCGGAUUUCUACAAAUAUAUUGAGAGUAAAUGGAUAGUAAGAGACAGAAUUGUUCCCUGGAAGAUCGGAGUGUGGAGCCUCACAAGAUGGGGGAGAUCUUAAACAGUGUUUUUGCAUCAGUAUUUACUCAGGAAACUGGCAUAGUGUAUAUGGAAGGAAGGGAAACAAGCAGUAGUGUCAUGGAACAUUUGUAGAUGAAAGAGGUGGAGGUGCUUGCUGCCUUACAGCACAUAAAGGUAGAUAAAUCAACCGGGCCUGACUUGAUAUUUUCUCUGACCUUGAGAGAGACUAGAGUAGAAAUUGCAGGGGCCCUGGCAGAAAUAUUUAAAAUGUCCUCAGCCAUGGUUGCAGUGCCGGAGGAUUGGAGGGUAGCUCUUGUUAUUCCAUUGUUUAAAAAAGGCUCCAAUAGUAAACCAGGUAAUUACAGACCAGUGAGCCUGACAUCAGUAAUAGGUAAAUUAUUGGAAGGUGUUCUGAGAGAUCAGAUAUACAAGUAUUUGGACAGCCAAGGGCUGAUUAAGGAUAGUUAGUAUGGCUUUGUGCAUGGUAGAUCGUGUUUAAUGAAUGUUGUAGAGAUUUUCGAGGAGGUGACCAAGAAAGUAGAUGAAGGAAAGGCUGUGGAUGUUGUCUACAUGAACUUUAGUAAGGCCUCUGACAAGGUCCCACAUGGGAGGUUAGUUCAAAAGGUUCAGACACUAGGUAUCCAUGGAGAGGUUGUUAACUGAAUUCGAAAUUGGCUGUGUGGGAGAAGACAGAGAGUGCUAGUGGAUGAUUACUUCUCAGACUGGAGGCCUGUGACUAGUGCUGUGUCUCAGGGAUCUGUGCUGGGACUAUUGUUGUUUGUUGUCUAUCUCAAUGAUAUAGAUGUGGUCAAUUGGAUCAGCAAUUUUGCUGAUGACAACAAGAUUGGAGGCGUUGUGCACAGCGAGGAAGGCUUUCAAAGCUUGCCGAGGGAUCUGGACCAACUGGAAAAAUGGGCCAGAAAAUGACAGAUGGAAUUUAAUGCAGACAAGCGUGAGGUAAUGCAUUUUGGAAGGACAAACCAAGGUAGGACAUACACAGUAAAUGGUAGGGCACUGAGGAGUGCGGAGAAAAAAAGGGAUCUGUGAGUUCAGGUACAUAAUUCCCUGAAAGUGGCGUCACAGGAAGACAGGGUUGUAAAGAAGGCUUUUGGCAUACUGACAUUCAUAAUUCUAAGUACUGAGUACAGGAGUUGGGAUGUUAUGCUGAGAUUGUAUAAGGCAUUGGUGAGGACAAAUUUGGAGUAUUAUUUGCAGUUCUGCUCAUCUAACUAUAGGAAGGAUAUCAGUAUGAUUCAAAGAGUGCAGAGACGAUUUACUAGGAUGUUGCCAGGUCUUCAGGAGUUGAGUUACAGGGAAAGAUUGAACAGGUUAGGACUUUAUUCCUUGAAGCGUAGAAGAACGAGGGGAGAUUUGAUCGAGGUUUACAAAAUUACGGGGGAUAUAGACAGUAAAUGCGAGUAGGUUCUUUCCAUUUAGAUUAGGAACGAUAAAUACGAGAGGACAUGGUUUUAGGGUGAAAGGGGAAAGCUUUAGGGGGAACAUGAGGAGGAACUUCUUCACUCAGAGAGUGGUGGGAGUGUGGAACGAGCUGCCAUCUGACGUGAUAAGUGCGGGCUCCCUCUUAAAAAUAAAUUGGAUAGACGCAUGGAUGGGAGAGGUUUGGAGGUUUACGGACUGGGUGCAGUUCAAUGGGACGAGCGGAAUAAAGUUUCUGCACAGACUAGAAGCGCCGAAUGGGCUGUUUUCUGUGCUGUAGUGUUCUAUGGUUCUAUGGAGUGAAAUAAACACGAGAUGAGAAUUAUCGAUCGAUUAAUUUUAACUCGUUCACAGCAUCCGUCAACCAAACAGAAACAGCGGGGAUUCAGCAGCAGCCGCGGGCGGCUGGUCCUGAGCUCCCCCGGGUCCUAAGGUCCACCCGUAAUGAGACAGGUUAAAUGGGACAAGUAGGGGCGUUGCUGACGGGAAAAGGCAGUGAAGAUGGUUCAUUAAGUUCAUUUGCAAUUGCUUUGUUCCCCAUUACUACUUCACCAGCAUCAUUUUCCAGUGGUCUAGUGUCAACUCUCAUCUCCCUUUCACUCUUCAUGUAACAGAAAACUAAACUUUUAGUAUCCUGAUUUAUAUUAUUGGCUAGUUUGCCCUCAUAUUUCGUCUUGACCAUUCUUAUGGCUUUUUUCGUUGCCUUUUGUUGGAUUUUAAGAGCAUCCCAAUAAUCCAAAAUCCCACUCACCUUUGCUACCUUCUAUGCCAUUUCCUUAGGUUUAACACAAUUAUUACAUGCAUUUUCCAGCUCAAACUGUGAAUUAAUUUAGUC
Hypanus sabinus (Atlantic stingray) is the source of this 4642-nucleotide messenger RNA. Its product is annotated as zinc-binding protein A33-like. Lineage: Eukaryota; Metazoa; Chordata; Chondrichthyes; Myliobatiformes; Dasyatidae. The record is from RefSeq and is a predicted model, not a curated record. The transcript is spliced from 6 exons. Gene Ontology annotation, molecular function: ubiquitin-protein transferase activity; protein binding; zinc ion binding. The coding region runs from base 1 to 1437 and encodes 478 amino acids. Gene Ontology annotation, biological process: protein ubiquitination.